AGGGGUGUGUCAGCUGAAAGUACCGUCAAGUACAUUCCAGCACAGGCAAUAUAAGUAUUCUGGUCCAAGAACGGAGCGAGAGAGGGAAAAAAAGUUUCCAAAACUUUUCAUACGCUGAGGGAUAAUUACUCAGAGGGAAGAAGAGGAGGUUUCGUCGCUGAUCCAAAGAAGAACCCACACAGAGAAAAAUGCCAGGCGAGCGGUUGACAGUAAGAGGCACGUCGGAGAUUGGGCGUUACCCCGGAGCAGCCCCACCCACCAGGGUCGAGCUGAGCAUUCAGAAAGAGGGGGAGAAGAAACAGGAAGAGGGAGGCUGUCGCCGGUGGUUCAGGAAGAUGUGCCCGUGCUGCUGUAAGCGCCAGAACAGCACCUCCUAUGAUAUCACAGACAAGGUUGAACUGGUCAAACCCCCUACCCCGGGUCCAGAGCCUGUCAAACCAAAAGCUGAGAAUGGAGAGGCAAAGGAAAUGGAAGAAAUAAAGUUGUCGGUGCGUUCGGUGGACCUGCUGAGCUCCAAGACCGGUCAGAACAGACAGGAGCAUCACACUGACCUGUAUCACGACGAUGAGCUGAUCAUCCGCAGAGGACAGACCUUCCAGAUGGAGCUAGAGCUGAACAGGCCAUUCAAUGCUGACACUGACAAGCUGCAUCUGGACCUGCGAACAGGUCCCCUGCCCAUGGUGUCCAAAGGCACCCACGUCAUCAUUCCACUGGUGGAUCACCUGGAGGAUGAACGCUGGGAGGCAAAAAUCGUAGAGCAAAAUGGCAACAAGAUCAAGCUGUCUGUCAACUCGCCGGCCAAUGCUGUGAUCGGUCUGUACGGGCUCAGUGUGACGACUGGCUCUCUCAAGGGUGAAAGCACAACUACCCACAACUCCAGCAAGAACAUCGUCAUGCUCUUCAACCCCUGGUGUGAAGAGGACACAGUGUUCCUGGAUGAUGAGGAGGAGAGGAAGGAGUAUGUGCUGAAUGACACUGGGAGGAUUUACUAUGGCACAGAGAAACAAAUCGGUGCCCGUACAUGGAACUUUGGGCAGUUUCAUGAAGGAAUCCUGGAUGCAUGUCUGUUCAUCCUGGAGAAGAGUGAUAUGCCUCCAUCUGGUCGAGGGGAUCCUGUCAACGUGGUCAGGGUCAUAUCUGCCAUGAUAAACGCUCAGGAUGACUUUGGGGUUCUGGUUGGGAACUGGUCUGGGAAUUACUCUGAUGGGGUCUCUCCUGCUGCAUGGAGCAGCAGCGUGGAGAUCCUGAGGAAAUACCACUCCACUGAUGGCACGCCUGUGUCAUAUGGACAGUGCUGGGUCUUUUCUGGGGUCACUACAACAGUGCUGCGCUGUCUUGGAAUACCGGCCCGCAGUGUGACCAACUUCCAGUCUGCUCAUGAUACUGAUGUGUCUCUCACUACAGAUGUGUAUUUUGAUGAGAAUAUGGAGCCGCUCGACUACCUCAAUAAUGACUCUGUAUGGAAUUUCCAUGUAUGGAAUGACUGCUGGAUGGCUAGACCAGACCUGCCUCCUGGUAAUGGAGGCUGGCAGGCUGUUGACUCCACUCCCCAGGAGACAAGCCAGGGCACCUUCCGCUGUGGCCCUGCCUCUGUCAACGCCAUCCGCUCUGGCCAGGUCUACCUCAAACACGACACGCCUUUUGUCUUUGCUGAGGUCAACAGUGAUAAGAUCUACUGGCAGAGGAACCUGGAUGGUACUUUCAGCCAGAUCCACAGUGAGAAGAAAGCUGUCGGCCACUACAUCAGCACCAAAGCUGUGGGCUCUGACGAGCGGGCAGACAUCACACAUCUGUACAAACACCAAGAAGGUUCAGAAGAGGAACGCAUCGCUGUGGAGACAGCUAGUCGCUAUGGCAGCAAGCCAGACGCCUACUCUACGCCUGUGGCAGAGGACGUGACUGUGGAGGUGAAGAUGGACGGUGAGGGGCCCAGGAUGGGUGCCGAUGCUAAGCUCAGCAUCCUGGUGAAAAACCUGAGCUCACAGCCUCGCCAGGCAACACUGCACAGCCAGGUGGCCGUCAUGUACUACACUGGUGUGCUGAAGGGCACCAUCAAGAAGGAGCAGAUGUCUGUGGAGCUUUCACCCAAUGAAGAAAAGACCAUUGAGUGGAUUCUGCCCUACCAGCAAUAUCAAGAUCAGCUGGUGGAUCAGGCAGCCCUGAUGCUGACCUUGUCUGGAAGAGUCAGUGAGACCCAGCAAGUGUUAGCCAACCAGACCACUUUCAGGCUCCGUACGCCUGACCUCAACAUCACGCCUUUGGGAGAAGCUGUGGUUGGUAAGGAGAUGGCAGCAAAGAUCACCUUCACCAACCCCCUGCCACGUACACUAAAGGGUGUGGUGUUCAGAGUGGAGGGCCUGGGUCUACAAAAGGGCCAUGAAGUGGUUGUAGGUGACGUCAGUGGUCACUCCACGGUGACUUUGACGGAGCACUUCAUCCCCACCCAGCCCGGACCCAGGAAGCUGGUGGCGUCUCUCGACUGCAAACAGCUCACACAAGUGCAUGGAGUGGCCAAUGUUGUUGUUCUUGAAAAAUGAGAGGGAGCUAGCGACAUCACUCUUAUCUUAUGGAAUAUAAACCGAAAGCCUCUAAUUAUAUAAAAUCUGCAAUCAUUAACCAUCUGUUUAUUUUAUAUUUAAAAAAAAAAAGAAUUUUGAUAUUUUUAAAGCUAUGAAUAGACAAUUAACAACUGUAGCAUUAUCAGUAUUAUUUUUUUUAACUUGAAACAGUAUAAAUUCACACAUAUGCCUGAAUGUUAAACCUGUGGUUAAGUAUGCAGCAGGGUUUAAAUGCAUGUAUAUGAUGAAGUUAUUAAAUUGUCACAUUACAUACACUGCUUUAACAUCAGUGCAUUUCAAGACACUGAACAAAACACAUGAAGGUGCAGUCAGGUCAUCAGUAUUUUGUGAUAAUGAAAAUACUGUAUGUAUUAUACAUAUAGUUUGUCAUAAGAAAAAACGUAUGUGAAAAGUAUUUUUAGACAAAAUGAACCACUCAUGGCUUAAAUGAAGGAAGCGUACUGUGAAAUGUUUUGAAAGGGGAUGAUGCUGAAAUUGGUGUUAGCAUUUUGCAAAGGGCACAUCGGAAUUCCCCAUGCUUAUUCUGUCACAUUUGACUGUAAAAUUUGUUAUCAAAGUUGAAAGAUAAAUGAUAAUGAAAUCUGAUAAAUGAAAUCUGCACAGACAUUGCUGAAAGGUUAUUGUAACCAGAUGAAAUGCAAAUUCAAGAUGGCUCCUUUAUUUUGAAAACCCACAAGCUGUCACUUAUGAAAGUGAAACAUCUCCAUUUGCAUGAUGCAAACCCAAAUGUGCCCUCUUUGCCAGAUGUUGCUCUGUAUGUUUUGUGUAUUUCUCUGGGUAUAUAAUUACACUGACAUGCCUUACAGUAUUUUGAAAUAUACCUGCAAAAUUGGACUUGCCUCUGUUGUGAAUUGCUGACAAUCAUAUCACAACAGAGACCAGAGUGGCCUUGAUUCACCUUAGCUUUACUGGUUCUAGUCUGUUUGCUUCAGCACUCAAAGUACAAUGUGAAGGAACUAUUUUAACAUUAUACUAUUUAUCUACCUUAUCUACCUGGAUUGUUUUUGUAUUUUCUGUGUUGUGUUGGUAAUAAAACUUACACUGAAAUGAU
Messenger RNA from Lates calcarifer (barramundi perch), 3630 nucleotides. It is a transcript of the gene tgm1l1, whose product is annotated as transglutaminase 1 like 1. Lineage: Eukaryota; Metazoa; Chordata; Actinopteri; Centropomidae. Gene Ontology annotation, molecular function: protein-glutamine gamma-glutamyltransferase activity. Gene Ontology annotation, biological process: peptide cross-linking. The record is from RefSeq and is a predicted model, not a curated record. The transcript has 14 exons. The coding region runs from base 189 to 2537 and encodes 782 amino acids.